GCUAAGGUCCGCAGUAUGUGGGCACUUAUAAUGGAAACGGUUACGUCUCUGGAAAAGGAAAAGGAAGUUCUGGAUUCUGUACUAAGAGAUUCUGGUGGUCAGUGCAUUUUGGAUGGAGCUAAUGUUAAUAUCAGGGUUCCACGACUGUUGGCUCACAGAGUUGAAAACGACAAGUACCAACGUUGUACAGGAAAUGUAUAUAAAGGUGGAAAACUGAAUCUCCUGGUAGUCAUUCAGUUACUAAAUGAAGCCCUGAGAACACUGAGAGAUGAGCAGUGUCCGUGCCAACCUGAAUUUAACCUUGAGUACAUUGAGUACAGGAUUAAGCUCUGCAAGAGACAGCUACAGGCUUUGCAAACAAUGAGGCUAAAGACAGAGAAAGAGCAUCGUGUGUCAACGAGUGAAUCCAUUUCUGUAAACGAGAAAAACUGGGAAGAGAAGUGGAAAAGCUUUCUUGGCGUGUCUCCUUUAAAUUUAAUCUUAAGUCAGAAUCCUGAUCUUAAUUGGGUAAGGCCUGUGCCAGCCCAGGCUUCUAAACCUGCAGAAGAAGAUGAGGAGAACGAUGUCUUUUCUCAGCAUCUCGCAGAUCUUUCAGAGGUUUGCAGCUCUAUGCAGAAAGAAGGUUGGGAGAAAGAGGAUGAGACACUUCAAGCUGUGAUGGAUAAGGCAACACCAGUACAAAGAUGGAUCAAUUCAGUACCUUUGGAGUUGCCGGAAGAAUCAGAAAAGGAAGAUGUUUCAGUUGAAAAGAACUUGCAUGUUCAAACUUGCAAGAGCAAAAUAAAGCCAGUGCCUCCAAAGAUGAUGAAAAGUGGAAAAGAUGAGUCCACCAUUUCAGAAGUGGGUGAGAACGAAGGUGAUCAUGUUAUCCAGACAGAGUCUGCUUUCAAAAAAGACACUCUUGCUAAAGCCAGAGAUGAACUGGCAGAAGAGGUUGCAAAAGCAGUGAUGUCUGAGUCACCUCAGAGUGAUGAUGGAAAAGCAAUGCCAUUAGAAGAUCUCAUUAGCUCACUGGCUUUCAACCCAUUUUUAACAAGGAAACAAAUUCCUCGAACUCCAGAGAAUCUGCUUACUGAAAUUCGAAGCUCAUGGAGAAAAGCUCUUCAGACUGAUGGCUCAUCAGAAACAGAGCUGGCCCCAGACGAGCAAACGACAGAAGCAGCUGCAGUGGAUGCUACACCAGACUCUGGACUUGUGUGUUCUCUCGCUGCAGCUCCUGUACCUGACUUUGCUCCAUUGACAGAAAAGAAGUCUCUGUUACGUACCACAGACUUCAGAAAUCCAGAGCAGAUGAGGAGUCACAUCACUGAAUCUCCGGUUUUGGAAACAUCUGGAAUGUGGGAGAGUGAGAGAACAGAAGCACAGGAAUUAAAAUUUAUUUUGAACAAAAGUCCUGUAGAAGAUAAAAAUGAACAGAUCAGCGUGGAUACUCUUAUUUAUUUGCAGGAUGAUCGUGGGAGAAGUGUUCCAUCUCCAGAUGACUUUCAGGAUUCCUUAGUGGAUCGGAUACUGCACAGCAAGGUAUCAGCCUUACUUGCCAGUCACGAAGCUUCCCACUUUCAGAUAAUGGAUGAGACACUUCCAGAAGGACUGGACUACACAGACACAGACAUUUCUGCAGGCGCAGGGUCUGACUCCAGUAUCCUAAAGAGCACGGAUAUAGUAGAUGACUCAGGAAAGGAGGGGGGUAGUGAAAACUCAAAUGUAGAGCCACAGUCCCCAUCCAGCUUGCAUAAAGCACUUGAAUGGGCUGCAUCUGGAGGUGCACAGGAGCUUCAUCAAAGACAUAAGGGUGGUGAAUCUGAAAGCUGUAGAACAGGCUCAAGAUUUCGUGCAUCAAAAAGAAGAGGAGAUGAAUUGUGCAGUCCUGUGGAACUGUUCUGCUUGGAUGAAGAGUUUACCAGGACACCAUCGCCAGUAUCUCUUUAUGAGAGAAAAUACUCCCUGUCAUCUCUGCUGGGAUCCUAUCAGCAGCUGAGGGAAAUGACAGCAAUGAUACAUGACAUCCCAGUAGAGUUAAUGGCUAAGUGGAAAAAGAAGGAUGAUGAGCCAGCCACAGAGGAGCCAUCAUCAGGAUAGAAUUUGUAAACAAGCAGUGUAACCACAGAACUCUUUUUUUUUUUUUCUCUCCCUUAUUUUUCUUGCUGCUCAACAUUAUUGGAUUCCUCACUCUUCUUGGGAUUUCUGGUCAAUACUGCCAUCAGUUCUACCUAUUGGUGGGUCAGCGUAAUUUUUUCAGACUUUUCCAAUGAAGUGCCUCUUUCUACAGCCACAUUACAGCCACAAAGUUCUACAGUCAAACUUUGACAUGUGGUAGUGUUAAUGCCUCUCUGAUUUCAGUCGAUACACAUUCGUGACAUCAGGAUGUAUGGAUCUAAUGCUAGAGCUUGUGGGGGGACGGGAUUAUAGAAGUUGAGGUUCUGCCAGAUAAACUUUUUUUUGUAAAAGUACUGAUCACUAGCCUGAUGUUUCAGAAGGUUUUAAAGCAUUGCUAAAUAAAGUUGUUUUCUGUUCUGCUAUAGAUUUCACCUCCUUUCUUCCAAAAGAGUUGUAAAUGUGUUUUAAUAAGAAUCAACACUUGUGUUUUGAUUUCUUCCGUGUAAAGCAGACUUUAAUAAACUUUGGUACUUGU
Calypte anna (Anna's hummingbird) is the source of this 2632-nucleotide messenger RNA. RefSeq names its product HAUS augmin-like complex subunit 6. The annotation marks the transcript as partial. Lineage: Eukaryota; Metazoa; Chordata; Aves; Apodiformes; Trochilidae. Gene Ontology annotation, cellular component: mitotic spindle microtubule; HAUS complex. The record is from RefSeq and is a predicted model, not a curated record. Gene Ontology annotation, biological process: spindle assembly. Gene Ontology annotation, molecular function: microtubule binding. The transcript has 10 exons.